AUGAACUCACAAAAUGAGUUCCAAUACUUAAAAGCAACAAAAAGCAAUAUAGCACUACGACAAAACAACAACAACAACAACAACAACAAUAGGACCAAAAGAAGAAAAAAUCAAUUUUUUCGACAAAACAACCCAGCCAAGAAACAAUUAGAAAUAGCAACAACAACAUUCGAGGAAAAAAAGGAAGAGAACAACUUCAUAAACAUACAUAUACCAGGCAAAAGACGAAUGAAACCAUCCGAAAUUAGAAAACAAUUAGCCUUCGUUGGAAUCGACAACAUACAAGUACUUGAUACAUACUGUCCAGAUUGGGAUACAGUACUAAUAUUAAUACACGAAAAAUAUAAAGACACAGCAGAAAAAAAAUUAGUACAGGCGGGUAUAUUCACAAAGGAAUAUAACUACCUACAUAUUUCACAUUUAAGAGACAGCAAAUUAGCAGGAUUAUAG
Messenger RNA from Mucor mucedo, 450 nucleotides. RefSeq lists its product as uncharacterized. The coding region runs from base 1 to 450 and encodes 149 amino acids. The transcript has a single exon. Lineage: Eukaryota; Fungi; Mucoromycota; Mucoromycetes; Mucorales; Mucoraceae. The record is from RefSeq and is a predicted model, not a curated record.